CGACAGCCUCCCUCACCACCUCACUGCCUCCCAACUCCUCGCCUCACUGCCGAGUUUCCCAGUCGAAGAUGUCCAACGCCCACGGCGGAGCCAUGGACGCCCGCAGCGGCUACUGCGCAACGACCAAGUCAUUCCGCAGCCUCCGCCCGCCGCUGCCGCUGCCGCCGGCGGACGCCCCGCUCACAUUCCCGUCCUUCGCGCUGUCGCUGCUGCCGUCCCCUCUCCCUGCCCACCCCGCGCUCCUCGACGCCGCCACCGGCGAGGCCGUCUCCUACCCGGCCUUCCUGUCCCAGGUGCGCGCGCUCGCGGCCGCCCUGCGCUCGCGCGCGCUCCCGCUCCCGCUCGGCCACGGCGACGUCGCCUUCGUCCUCGCCCCCUCGCGCCUCGACGUGCCCGUGCUCUACCUCGCGCUCCUCGCCGUCGGCGUCGCCGUGUCCCCGGCCAACCCGGCCCUCACCGCCGGCGAGCUGUCCCGCCUCGUCUCCCUGUCCGGCGCGUCCGUCGCCUUCGCGGUCUCCUCCACCGCCGCCAAGCUCCCCGCCGGCCUCCCCACCGUCCUCCUCGACUCCCCGUGCUUCCGCUCCCUCUUGCGCCACAACGAGGACCGAGGGGAGAACGAGUCGGCGCCCCCGCUCGACGCCGGCGCGGUGCACCAGUCCGCGACAGCGGCCAUCCAGUACUCCUCCGGCACGUCGGGGCGGGUGAAGGCGGUGGCGCUGUCGCACCGGAGCCUCAUAGCGAUGGCGGCGGGGCUGCACGCCCAGCACGUGAGGUCGAGGAAGGGCGUCGAGAGGAAUCUGAUGAGCGCUCCCAUGUUCCACUCCAUGGGCUUCUCGUCCGUGCUGAACGGGCUGGCGCAGGGGCGGACGAUGGUUGUGAUGACGGACGCGGCCGCGCGGGCAGGACUGAGGGGGAUGCUGGAGGCGGCGGAGCGGUGGGAGGUCACGGAGAUAACGGCGGCGCCUCCCAUGGUGCUGGCGAUGACCAGAGACAGGUACCGGCUGAAGAGCCUGGUGCGGGUGGUCUGCGGCGGAGCCCCUCUGCCGACGCCGGUGGCGGAGCAGUUCCGUCGGCGCUUCCCUCACGUGGAUCUACGCACGGGUUAUGGCUCAACAGAGGCUGGGGCAGUAUCCUUGAUGGUCGACCGGGACGAGUGCUCCCACCUAGGCUCCGCUGGCCGCAUCAACCACAACGUCGAGGCGAAGAUCGUCGACAUCGUCACCGGCGAGCCCUUGUCCGUCGGGCAGAAAGGGGAGCUGUGUUUGAGAAGUCCUUCCACCAUGACAGGCUAUGUAGGCGACGACGAGGCGAACGCGGCCGCUUUCGAUUCGGAAGGCUGGCUGAAGACCGGCGACCUUUGCUACAUUGAUGAGGAUGGGUUUCUGUUCGUCGUGGAUAGGCUCAAGGAGCUCAUCAAGUACAAGGCCUAUCAGGUCGCGCCUGUAGAGCUGGAGCUUAUCCUUCAGUCGUUGCCAGAAAUUGUUGAUGCUGCAGUUAUGCCAUAUCCUCACGAAGAGGCGGGAGAGAUACCCAUGGCGCUCGUGGUGAGGCAACCCGGGAGCAAGAUCACUGAGACACAAGUCAUGGAGCAUGUGGCGAAGCAGGUGGCGCCGUACAAGAAGGUCCGCAAGGUGCUCUUCAUCGACUCCAUACCCAGAUCGCCGGCCGGGAAGAUCUUGAGGAGGCAGCUGUCGAGCCAUCUGUCCAGAAUGUGAUCAAGCUUGUGAGACCAUCUGUGAGAUCCUCGUCCGUAUUCGUUGCAAUGGGCAAAAAGAAGACUUAUAAUAUCGACAGCAACUAUGGUGUGGACUGUGGAGUGCUCAAUGUUAAUGUUCAAACCUUGUUGUGCCCUCUUGGAACAUGUCGCCGAAGCAUUUUAUUUUUCUUCCG
Triticum urartu is the source of this 1890-nucleotide messenger RNA. RefSeq names its product 4-coumarate--CoA ligase-like 7. The record is from RefSeq and is a predicted model, not a curated record. Gene Ontology annotation, molecular function: CoA-ligase activity. NCBI's taxonomy places the organism in Eukaryota, Viridiplantae, Streptophyta, Magnoliopsida, Poales, Poaceae.